AUGCUUGACGUAGAUGGAAAAACACAUGAAAUGUUGUUAGACAAUUACAUUUCAAACCUCAAAAGAAAGAAAUGGGAAAGUAACCAUGUAAUUGCGGAAAAAACUGUUCAGCUUUUUAGACAUUUUAUUGAUACAAUCCACUGGUCAACAACUAUAGAAUUACUAAAUCAGUUGAGAGAAUAUGGAUUCCGAAUCACAUCAGCAUUACCAUUACAAUUUAUUGUUGGCAAUAUUAUUAGACGUAUAUUAAACAUUGUUCGAGAAGAAUACACUGCUGCUAGAAAAAGCUCUGAAGAAGAAAUCGAUGUACAAGACUCAUUACAUAAAAUCGUUACAUCUGAAGAUGAUGUUGAUGACUAUAAUAGCAUUGUCCCUGAACUUAAGUUAUCAAUUUUUGAACAUUUAGAUGAAUUUCAAAUAGAGAUAGAAUCUAGUAAUGAAGAUAUUUCUAAGCAAGCAUUAGAACAUAUUCAUUCAAAUGAAAUUAUUCUCACUGUUGGGCAAUCAUCUGAAGUUGAAAUGUUUUUAAAAGAAGCUGCUAAAGAUCGAACUUUUGAAGUAUUCAUAACAGAAUGUUCCCCUUUAAAUCAUGGUAGACAAUUAGCUUUAAAUCUCUCAAAACAUAAAAUUCAAUCAACAUUAAUUCCAGACUCUACAAUGUUUGGCAUAAUGUCUAGAGUGAACAAAGUAAUUAUUGGGGUUGAUUCUGUUAUGGCCAAUGGAGGUCUUAGAACAUUCAAUGGAUGUCAUGCAGUCGCUUUAGCUGCAGCUCAUUACUCUGUUCCGGUGAUAGUCUUAGCACCAAUGUAUAAACUGAGUUCACGUUACUUAUGUUCAUACAACCAGGAUGCAUUUAAUGAAUUUGUUUCGCCAGCUGGUGUUCUGAAUUAUUCAGAUUCAGUUGUAUCAAAAGUUGAUGUUUACAAUCCUACAUAUGAUUAUGUCCCUCCUGAAAAUGUCACUCUAUUUAUUUCAAAUAAUGGUGGCCAUUCUCCUUCAUAUGUCUACCGAUUGUUAUCUGAAAUAUAUCAUCCGCUUGAUUACGAUUUAUCUAUUCACAACAAAUAA
Molecule: messenger RNA, 1068 nt
Organism: Macrosiphum euphorbiae (potato aphid)
Lineage: Eukaryota; Metazoa; Arthropoda; Insecta; Hemiptera; Aphididae
Source: the annotation of a GenBank genome assembly